AUGAGUGUGAGUCGCCACUCUCGUUUGUCGAAAUUUGAUAUAACAGCUGGAUAUAACAACCAAGCACGAGGCUACGGCCAGAUUGACCAUUACUCUGGCUCCGGCGGCCCUGAUAACAGAUAUAACCAAGAUGUCGAAGCCGGCCACAACAACUAUGAGAUGGCACAAUACAAUCAACCGCCUGCUCAAGACCCCAACGCUAUCCUGAACCAGUGCAGAGACGUCGACCGUGGAAUCGACGAUGUAAACAGAUACGUUGAUCAGCUCAACACGCUCUACCGCCGUUUGCUCAGCGACGUGGAUCCUGCUCGCGAAAAUGCCAUUCGUGAAGAAGUGGAAGAUCUUGCCAACCAAACAAAACGACUUUACCGUAAUUUGGUCGACCGCGUCAAGUCUAUUAAACAGAUGCCAGAAUCCGGAAGCCCUCGCAACUCGUCUCAGGUUGGAAAGGUUGAGCGAAGCUUGAAGGCAGCCAUCACACGAUACCAACAAGUUCAAGCUGAUUUUCGAAAAGAGUCUGAGUCGCAAAUGGCUAGGCAGUACCGUAUUGUUAGGCCUGAUGCAACAGACGCGGAAGUCAGGGAGGCCGUGCAGGACAGCUCGAACCAGCAGAUUUUUAGCCAGGCCUUGAUUCAAAGUGAUCGCCGUGGAGACGCCCAGAAGGUGUCACAGAUGGUCCGAGCCAGACAUGAAGAGAUCCAGAAGAUUGAGCGCGACUUUGUCGAAUUGACACAGAUGUUCCAUGAUCUCGAGGCUAUGGUCGUGCAACAAGAGGAACCUAUUGCCCAUAUCGACCAAACUGGAGAGGAAGUUCGAGAGAAUGUUGACAAAGCUAACGAAGAGAUAAAAGGAGCUAUUGACUCGGCUCGUGCCCGUAACAGAAAGAAGUGGUGGUGUCUACUCAUCUGCCUUCUCAUCAUUAUCAUCAUUGUUGUCAUUGUUGUCGUUGUUGUCGUUAUACAAAAGAAGUAG
This is a messenger RNA of Microsporum canis CBS 113480, 972 nucleotides long. Its product is annotated as SSO1. The transcript is spliced from 5 exons. Gene Ontology annotation, molecular function: SNARE binding; SNAP receptor activity. The coding region runs from base 1 to 972 and encodes 323 amino acids. The record is from RefSeq and is a predicted model, not a curated record. Lineage: Eukaryota; Fungi; Ascomycota; Eurotiomycetes; Onygenales; Arthrodermataceae. Gene Ontology annotation, cellular component: SNARE complex; endomembrane system; plasma membrane. Gene Ontology annotation, biological process: exocytosis; intracellular protein transport; vesicle fusion.